CUGGUCCGGGGUGCAGUGGCGCAUACGAACAUCGCCCGAGCUGGGGGUCCCUGAAAGAGGGGCCCAGGGUCCUUCGCCGAGGGUCGAAACUACAUAAGAGUCCUUCGUCGUCGAUAUUGACGACUCAGGUCAUCUUGAUGGAUUGAUUCGCAACCCCAUCGAUCCCGUUCUGACCACACUAUUAGACCCCCUCUUUAUUUUGGUCUUUGGCUUGGUCUGAACGGCUUUGACAAUGCAGCGCCCUUUCCUCUCAGCCCUCAUGGCUGCCGUCGCCGUGUCGGCGUGCGAAAUCCCCGAUGAGCCCCCCCUUUCCGACACCAUCACCGAGGGCUUCGGCAUCGUGGUGCAGAACCCCGAGUGGCCCAUUGUCCACAACCGCUACAUGAAUCUGUACGAGUCGGGUGGAGGUGAUCAGCAUCUCUAUCUCAGCCCGGCGGGCGCCUACGCCUUUGAUCUGGUUCUCACCGGGGGCAUCAUUGAGCAGGAUGGUCUUUUUGCCGUCAUCAACGGCGAGUACCUCAUCACCGAUAAUACCACCAAGCUCUUCAUGACGGAGCGCGCGGACCCAAUGGCCAUCUUCCAGCCCGUCUACGGCUGCAACCCCGACACGGACGAGUUGCAGGUUGAGCUUGAGUUUGUCGAGCGCCGUGGUGACGGUGAUCUUCCUGGCGGUCACAUCUGCGUCCGCUCCGCCGCGGGUGAGAGACACGAGUUCCGCUGGUCUCCCCCUGAGAAUCCCGCCUGGGACGACGAGAGGCCCUGCAUCCCCGUGUCCCUCGUGAUCGACCGCUCCGAACCCCCUCCCAUCCCGACCCCCAGCGGCAGCAGCUCCAUCAUCAUCCCCACCCCCACCGGCCCGUCCGGCCCCACGGCCACCCCAGACAUCUUCGCCGACGUCACCUCCGAAGGGUUCGCCUUCGUGGGCUGCGCGCCCGAGGAAGGCCCCGCCGGCGACGGCAUCCCCACCCGCACCCUCAACGGCGAGCUCUACGCCGACGACGAGCUGACCAACGAGCUCUGCGUGCAGUACUGCGGCAGCCGGGGCUAUGCCUACGCUGGGUCCGAGUAUGGCCGGGAGUGCUGGUGCGGGAACUCGUACCCGCCUACGCGCCAGCCCGGGAACACCCUCGCCGAUCUUGCCGGGUGCAACAUGCGCUGCGGCGGCGAUGACGGGCAGUGGUGUGGUGGUGGUGGGUGGAUGAACUUGUAUGAGGCUUGUGGGGAGAACGAGCCUUGUGUGAAUGCUGAGUUUCUCCCGGCUGCGAAGAGACAUUAAGGGGUACCGCAGGUGUAUAGAUGGGUGUAGUGGAGGAGAAGAAAAGUAGGAUGGCAAGCGCAGGGCUCAACUAAUGCCUUUGGUUUAUAUAAGUCUAGAGAACAUAGACCUGACGGAAGAAAAUGGGGUUGAAAUUAGGGAAACAGUUCUCCC
This is a messenger RNA of Sodiomyces alkalinus F11, 1429 nucleotides long. RefSeq names its product WSC-domain-containing protein. The transcript has 3 exons. Lineage: Eukaryota; Fungi; Ascomycota; Sordariomycetes; Glomerellales; Plectosphaerellaceae. The record is from RefSeq and is a predicted model, not a curated record. The coding region runs from base 233 to 1276 and encodes 347 amino acids.